This is a messenger RNA of Trematosphaeria pertusa, 889 nucleotides long. RefSeq lists its product as uncharacterized. NCBI's taxonomy places the organism in Eukaryota, Fungi, Ascomycota, Dothideomycetes, Pleosporales, Trematosphaeriaceae. The record is from RefSeq and is a predicted model, not a curated record. Bases 155 to 838 code for a protein of 227 amino acids. The transcript is spliced from 4 exons.
UGAAAGUCUACAGAGAACGGAAUUGGUAUUCCGAGCAGUCCAGGAGCUCGGCGAAAGCCACAAGCUGAACGCGAGCUAGGCACCUCGCCUUCCGCCGCACGUCGCUCGAAUAUACAGACCCUUACUGGGACAUAACUCUACUGAUCUACCAUAUAUGCACUUAUUGCUUUCAGAAGAGUGUCUCAAUCUAAUCAACAUGUCAUACUCGUUGCGACAUUCCCCCCAUCGAGUGGCACAUGCAUUUGUCUACACACAGCAAGCCCCAUGGAGCAGCAUAGCCUAUGGACUCUCCCGCGCCAUAAGCGAACCGGAGGAGGCGUUUCGCCAAUGGGCCGAUGCACAAAUAGUGAUGAACGCUUCCAUCGGGCUCGUGGGAUCGAUUGUCUCCGCAGUUGUCGCCUCGCUCCUCACAUACGAGUCCACCCAAGCGUCCCCGUGGACAGCCUCAGCAGCGCUCUACGCCGCCCUGACCUUCUCACUAAUGGGCAUAGUAUCGGCCUUCCAGCAAAAUAUUUUUGUGGAAUCCGCGCUUCUUCGCCCGACGAUUCGGGAGCAAGCUAACCAUAUCUUCGGAAUCGUAGAGCACCCCGAAGACAAGAAUCACGUAGCAGCGACAGUGAGAAGAUGUGCGUUUGCGCUGAGGAUUCCAGAGCUACUGCUCACGUGUGGCAUAUUUUGCCUUUUUGUGGGGCUAAGUGUCGUGGCAAUUAGUCCGUUGUGGGAUCGCGGAGAUGCUUCGGUGUGGGAUGGUCAACAGAAGAUCGCGGUAACCUACAUCAUUGCCCUGUUUAUAGGCAUAGUUGCAUACUUACUUGGUAUCGUAUCGCAGAUAAAUUGACUUGUAAAUACAAUAGCCCACGCGAUUGAAUUAUAAACUCCGUAAAAAGGU